Onychostoma macrolepis is the source of this 2345-nucleotide messenger RNA. RefSeq names its product actin binding Rho activating protein a (gene abraa). Gene Ontology annotation, biological process: positive regulation of transcription by RNA polymerase II; positive regulation of Rho protein signal transduction. The coding region runs from base 215 to 1429 and encodes 404 amino acids. The record is from RefSeq and is a predicted model, not a curated record. The transcript is spliced from 2 exons. Gene Ontology annotation, molecular function: actin binding. Gene Ontology annotation, cellular component: sarcomere. Lineage: Eukaryota; Metazoa; Chordata; Actinopteri; Cypriniformes; Cyprinidae.
GCAGUGGAGAAGAGCAUGCAUUUUUGUAGCUGUUUCAUCAGGAUCUAUAGGCGGCCUUGAGCAGUUUUAGGGUUUGGUGAGAUCAUGGGUGCAUCUAAAACAAGAGAUGCAGUCAGGUGUGAUGUCAGGAGUGAUUUUUGCACGGUUGGACAGAAGUGUUUUUGGUUGGUCAUAACGUGGCCACCUGUUAUUCCACUGGGGAAAUUCCAUUAGCAUGUUUGGGGUCACAGUGGCCACCAUGUGCAUCCAGAGGAAUGUCACACCGCCCACCUCAGAAGACACUUCCUUUUCUAUUCAUAUAAAAGACCCCGGUUUCCACCAGCAGCAUCCAAACGGAUUACGAAUCUUGAGAUUUGAACCUCGCCAACCAGGAAACACAACAAGAACCAUGAGUACUGCUGCUGUCCAGCAAAACCGGCCUUUCAGCAGAGCCGUCAGAAAGAUCAAGGUGGCUUCGACGGUGAACAGCCUCGCCAAAAGCUGGCAAAGCUGGGCGAACAAACGCACCGACAAGCAAGACACGAUCCCAAGCGGAUGGAUGCCUGAUACCAUCAUUGAAGAUGCGAAAGAAAAGCAGAAGGAGAAGAGUGAGAUGAAACUCUUGGUUACACCUCGUGUGGUUUCGGUGAACAGCGAAGAAGAUGCAGAUGACCAGAUCAAGACCGUAAUGGUGACUAAAGCCAUCACACCAAAAUGUAGCGAAUACGGGAAAGACCUAGUGAGCGUCAUCAAGGAGAAGAUCAACACCAAUCAGCUCACAUCAGAGGACACCAAAAACUUUCUUGGUAACGAAUCUCCCACCAGGAGACGCUACUGUGGUGGCAAAGGAGGAACUUUGGCGAAAGCGCUCGGACGAAAAGAGGAAAAGACAAUGGGAUCCCGAAGUAGCAGUUCAGAUGCCGAGGACAGUGGUUUUGGGGAGGAAGCGUCUCUUAGCGACAACAGCGAUCAGAAUGAGAGUGAGCCUAAGAAACAUGUCAGCAGACACAAGAUUAAAAUAGCCACGAUGAACGACUUGAGGAGCAAGUGGCAGCUGUUCGCUAAAGACCACAUUGAAGGUCAGAAGCUCAACCCUUUCAGCGAAGAGUUUGACUAUGAACAUGCCAUGGCUAUUCGACUCCACAAGGGCGACGCGGGAUACGGGCAGCCCAAAGAGGGAUCCAAAACAGCCCAGCGUGCCGAUCGGGCCCAGAAACACAUCUACCGUGAGAUGGAGGAGAUGUGCUUUAUCAUACGCGACAUGGGCCAGCGGGAUAAAGAGGGUCAUAUCUACAUCACCUUCGGCCGCCUGUUCGACCGCUACGUUAAAAUCUCCGAUAAAGUUGUGGGAAUUUUGUUGCGCUGUCGCAAACACAAGAUGGUGGACUUUGAGGGCGAGAUGCUCUGGAAGGGCCAGGAUGAUGACAUAAUAAUCACAUUACUAGUUUAAUUUUCCGGAAAGUUGCUAAGUUGCAGUGUAAAACUAAUUUUACCUCCAUUUUUUUCUAAAACCUACUUUUUCCAACAAGUAGCAGUGUAACAUGUCAAAAUGGUGCAUUGUUGUUGUUUUUACGCAUUGCAAAAGCUGCGCAAAUUCGAAAAAUGAUUGUUUUGAUGUUUUUUCGUUUGUUUGUUUUUGUUUUUUUGCACCGGAUAAGUAGUUAUAAACUAACUACUUUUAAAUGACUUUAAAUUAGAUUCUAGGUAUCUAGUUUCAAAUUAGCCCUCUAUUUAUAAUUGUAUUUAGCAGGAUGAAAUGUUAGAACCUUGAGAACGUUCCAGAAAACCGAUGAACUCUCUGAGAUGUGCGUAAACAGAGGUGCAUGAUGUGUUUUGAAAGUGAAUUUAAUUUUAAUGUUGAGGAGCUUCAUAUUUGAGAUGGUGUAAGGGCGACUCCUCUCUCACAGUUUACACAAGGGAAUAUACAGAUCUCAUGUUUGUCUCCUCAUGCAUCAAACAUCAGGCAUCCUCUGAAUGCUUAGCACACCAACCUUGAUGUCUAGAAGUGUUUUGGAAAUCAUCUCAUGUUUCAUGCUUGUAAUUCAAUGACAAAUCAGUUUGGCCCUGUGAGAAUAUAGGUGUAGGGUCUGUUUUUUUUUUUGGCUUUGCAUUAUUUCCCAUCUGAACAUUUUGUUAAUUUGUAUCUACUUUCAGACACUUUCUGUUGUUUUAUUGUUCAGUGUUUGUGGCUCAUUUUAAUAACCUCUUUCAAAAUGAAAGCAUGAUAGUCUUCUUACAGAAGGAUUUGUUAUAAAUAUUUAAAGAUAUACAGUCAUGUAGUUUAAAACAACUAAUUUAUUUGAUGUGGAAUUUCUUUUCCUGUCAGUAAAAUAUUAAAUAAAACUGUUGAGUCAUAGAAAAUACAA